Conger conger (European conger) is the source of this 1117-nucleotide messenger RNA. RefSeq names its product Fc receptor-like protein 5. Bases 413 to 1117 code for a protein of 234 amino acids. The record is from RefSeq and is a predicted model, not a curated record. Lineage: Eukaryota; Metazoa; Chordata; Actinopteri; Anguilliformes; Congridae. The transcript is spliced from 5 exons.
UAGCCUACACAGAGUAGGCUAUUUAGGCUAUGGUUUCAGAUUCAAUUACCUGAAUACAGUCUACACCGCCUCUGCAAAUUGGUGACGGUGCCGCGUACAAAGUUACACAAUACUUUGUUCCUAGCGGUUUGAGAUAAGAAACAACAUAAUUUAUUGAUUUUAGGGCGUUAAUUCCAUGAAAUCGUCUGCGACAGGACUUGGCGCAUCCAGUUUUAUCGCGGAGAAUCACGAGUUAAUUUAGCCGAGCAGAGUCAGGCGAACUGCUGGGAAGGACGGGUGAAAUGAAGAGAGAGGCGGUGCCUCUGCUCAUCAGGUCUGAUCCACACCGCAUAAAGAGCGCUGCUGCGGAGAGAAGAGAGCAGGACGAACGGCACGAAUGAGCGACGCACGCUAAAGAUAUAAAAAAAAAAAAAUGGAGAUUACGUUCUGCGUUUUCCUGUCCAUUACAGCAGUGAGUGUGUUUGGCCAGCCUCAGGAGCUGAAUGGCGUUGUGGGAAGGCCUGUGGCGUUCCCAGCCGCGGUGAAGAAGAGUGGGAGUUUGGUGUAUGAGGGAGAGACGGUUGGUGACAUCACUAGCAGCCGCUUCAGCACUGUCAAUAAUGUGAAGUUCACCGGCAGACUGCAGUGGGACAGCAACACUGGCCACUUCUCCCUCUCUGAGCUCAAGAUGGAGGACAAAGGAAAGUAUACAGUACAGAACACUGACCAAGGAAUAAACACAGACUUCCAGCUGAAUGUGUAUAUUCCUGUAUCAAAACCCAAUGUCAGUGUCAUUAGUGAUGAAUAUCCCUGCAAGUUAAUGUGCACUGUGGAGAGAGGGACAGACGCGACCCUGACCUGGUACAGAGAGGGAGAGCAUACUCCCUAUGACGCCCACCCUCCUCGCAGUGCUCCAGAUCUGUAUCUGUCUGUGCCUGUGGAGAGGAGUGGUAUCUAUACCUGCGAGGCAAAUAACUCUGUCAUUACUGAGAGAUCAGACCCACUGACUGUGGGAGACCACUGCACAGGGAACAACACGGUGGUAAUCGUUGCCAGUGUUCUUGGUGUUGCUCUCCUCAUCGCUCUCAUCGCUCUCAUCGCGAUCGCUGUCAUUUAUAUCAAGCAAAGCUUCAGAUAG